This is a messenger RNA of Plectropomus leopardus (leopard coralgrouper), 1275 nucleotides long. The record is from RefSeq and is a predicted model, not a curated record. Lineage: Eukaryota; Metazoa; Chordata; Actinopteri; Perciformes; Serranidae.
CCCUGUCCUCUGAAGCUGGUCCGCCCCGGGAUGCAGAUUCCUCCCCGGCUGCCUCGAGCGCCGCUCAAUCCCUCCAUCCCGCCUCCAAACGCCGCCGCUGCUGCAGCUGCCGCCGCCGCCGCCGCCGCCGCUGCUGCGGUGGGAGGACAGCCAAUGACACAGCAGGUCCAGCAGCAUUCAAUGAUGUCAUCGCCCUCACCUGUGCAGGUGCAGACGCCGCAGUCGAUGCCCCCCCCCCCCCAACCGUCCCCUCAGCCCCCAACCUCACAGCCCAACUCAGCCAGCUCCGGUCCCACGCCGUCUCCCGGGGGGUUCCAGCCCAGCCCGUCCCCUCAGCCCUCGCAGAGUCCCGCAAACGCCCGCACCCCCCAGAACUAUGGCGUCCCCUCUCCCGGGCCGCUUAACACUCCAGGUAACCCCAGCUCGGUGAUGAGUCCAGCAGGAGCCACGUCUCUGGAGGACCAGCAGUACAUGGAGAAACUCAAACAGCUCUCCAAAUACAUCGAGCCUCUGCGGAGGAUGAUCAACAAGAUCGACAAGAACGAAGACAGAAAGAAGGACCUGAGUAAGAUGAAGAGUCUGCUGAACAUCCUGACUGACCCAAACACCAGGUGUCCUCUGAAGACGCUGCAGAAGUGUGAAAUCGCUCUGGAGAAGCUGAAGAACGACAUGGCCGUGCCGACGCCCCCUCCCCCCCCGGUGGCCACCAAGCAGCAGUAUCUGUGUCAGCCCCUGCUGGACGCCGUCAUGGCCAACAUCCGCUCUCCGGUCUUCAACCACUCUCUGUACCGGACCUUCGCCCCCGCCAUGACCGCCAUCCACGGACCCCCCAUCACGGGCCCCAACGUCUCCGGGAGGAAGCGCAAACACGAGGAGGACGAGCGGCAGACCAUCCCCAACAUCCUGCAGGGCGAGGUGGCGCGCCUCGACGUCAAGUUCCUCGUCAACCUGGAUCCUUCGUUCUGCAGCAACAACGGCACCGUGCACCUCGUCUGCAAACUGGAUGAUAAAAACCUGCCCAGCGUUCCUCCGCUGCAGCUCAGCGUUCCUGCCGAUUAUCCCGAUCAGAGUCCGUACUGGGCCGACGACGGGGACCAGUAUGGUGAGGCAACUUCGCCAUUUCCAGCUUUUAUCCACAGAUUGUUCUCCACACAGUGAAAGGCUCGGCAGAGGUGCAUUUGUCAGGUUCCUACGGUCAUGAAAACCAGGAAAAGUCCUGAGAUUUGCAAAUAUUUCCUCAUUUAAAAAAAUCACCAAAAUUUUGUAAAGAAAUGA